Molecule: messenger RNA, 3857 nt
Organism: Dreissena polymorpha
Lineage: Eukaryota; Metazoa; Mollusca; Bivalvia; Myida; Dreissenidae
Product: conserved oligomeric Golgi complex subunit 2-like
Exons: 18
Coding region: 107-2365 (752 amino acids)
Biological process (GO): protein transport; Golgi organization; intra-Golgi vesicle-mediated transport
Cellular component (GO): COG complex; membrane
Source: RefSeq, a predicted model, not a curated record
UAGCAAAACGCUUACAAAUCAAUCGCCUGACAACAAGGAAGAACUAUGUGGCAAACAAAAUCAUUUAUAUUUUGUCUUUUACUUUAAAUAUUGAUAAAAAAAGAAGAUGACAGGUGACCCGGUUAAAACCGCGCCUCUUCCAAGUGGUCCGGCGUCUUUAUGUUUUGACAAGGAUGAUUUUAUGAAGGAUGAUUUCAAUGUUGAUAAGUUUGUGUUGGAGUGUCGACGCAGAGUUCAGCUUGAAGACUUUAGAGAUGAUCUGUCUACCUACCUGAAAAUCCUGCGCAACGCCAUGAUAGAGCUGAUAAAUAAAGACUAUGCAGACUUUGUCAAUCUUUCAAGCAACUUGGUUGGGAUGGACAAAGCAAUCGACAGCCUAUCGGAACCAUUGAAACAGCUUAAACACGAAGUCUUGACUGUACGCACAUCGAUGGAUGAGGCCAUAUCAUUAGUAGAGGCUAAACUGAGGCAGAGACAACAAAUUAAACAAUCAAAAGCCUGUCUGCAGCGACUUCUUAACAUCACCCAGUCUGUGGACAAAAUAGAGCGCUUGCUGGGGAUAAACCAACCUGAAGGGGCCGACAAUAACACACAUAGCAGUAAUGGAGGCUUGAAUGGGCAGCUGAUAGAGAGGGUAGCGACAGAGUUCAACAAACUGCAGUUCUACGUCACAAAGUGCAGGGGCCUGCCUUUAGUGGAGCAGAUCAGGCCGAGGAUUUCCAAUAUCACUACAACCCUACAAUACAGCCUAGAAGGGUCGUUCCUGGAGGGACUGGACUCGUGUAAUGUGGACAUGCUACGACAGUGCCUGCGUACGUACGCGCUUAUCGACAAGAUCAGAGAUGCAGAGAACCUAUAUCGACAGCACAUCGUUAGGCCAUAUAUGGAAGAGGUUAUCACAGAACAGUUUAUCAAGAAUGACCACAACGGACUGCGAGGCAUGUUCAACAAGGUUCUUGACUUUAUCCCAACCCAUUGCAAACUUCUCACCGACGUCACUUCCCGUGUCUCAGCAGGGACCUCAGAAACAGUGCGAGGGUAUGAUUUUGUGGUGAACUCUGUGUGGCCGGAGAUAGUCAGCAAUAUUGAGGCUAGGACCAGCUCAAUAUUUGCACCUGGAAAUCCAAACAUCUUCCAAGCAAAAUACCUGAUAAGUAUAGAGUUCUUAGACCAGUUUGAGCGUCUGUGUGGCUCCCAGGCCAGUGUGAGAAGGCUCCGGGAUCACCCUAGCUACCAUACCUUCAUGAGCAAGUGGAGUCUGCCGGUCUACUUUCAGAUCAGAUUUCAAGAGAUAGCUGGCACAUUUGAGGCAUCGUUAUUCACACCAUUCAACAUAUCUACUGGCGGUUCCCAGUUCCACCUCCUGUCCACCUGUCAGCUGUGGGUGAGCCUUGCCCGGUGCUGGGAGCCAGACGUCUUCCUGGCCCCCCUGUGUCACCGCUUCUGGAAGCUCAAUACCCAGAUGCUGGCCCGCUACACCACAUGGCUUGACGAGGCAUACAGGGAACAGAUUGUGGAAAGACAAGACACUGUUACCGAGUCAAAAUCCAAGGGGGCUGGAGGGGACAGGGCUGGGCCAGGGGCAGAUAAUCUGGCAACAGGGCAACCAGAGGGGCGUUCAACACCAACAAAGGGGAGGGUAACUCCAACAGUUCCCACCUCUCCACCCAUCACCAUAGGCCAGAUAGUCUCCCUUGUUACAGAUGCAGAGAAGCUACUAGAACUGCUACCAGGGUUCCUAUCUGAAAGCGUAAUUCCACAAAUUAAAGGCAUUCAAGAAGCAGCCAUUGCAUCUUUAAAAGAGAGUUUAACAGAAUGCUGCACUGCAAUGGAGAGAAAACUUCCCCAGUUCCGAGACUAUGUUGUUAUGGACAUCACCAACCAGUGCACCAUUCAUCUCAAACAGGUCAACGACAUUCCCAGGCUGUACAGACGGACAAACAGAGAGGUUCCCAGCAAGCCGUCUACAUACAUUAGCGCCAUGUUAAAGCCUGUAACCAUGUUUAUGGAGGAACACGGUGAACUACUCAACCUCGACCAGAAAUCGGCCAUCUGUUCUCAAGUGUUUGCAAAUCUCGCAGACCAGUACAACACUGUGACAACUGAUGUCUUGACCGCGGUCAAAAAGAUGGAGGAAAGUUUGAAGCGACUCAAGAAAGUGCGAGGCACGGAGAAGACUACUGGUUCACAGGGAAUGUCUGAUGAUGACAAGAUACGAAAGCAGCUCAUUAUCGACAUUGAGAACUUUGGAGAGCAGAUGGCCCAGUUCCACGUCGAUUGCAGCAGCCUCGAGCAGUACAGGAAACUGCAGUUACUGAUAGACGAUGCUAAGAAGGCAAUGACCUACAGCAACGAUGACAGCUGAUGAGCAUUUAAGGCUUACUUUUGUAGUGAAAUAGAUUGAGCAGCAUGAAUUACUGGGCACAAUUGAAUACCGAGACAUCUCAAUACAUUUUAUUUUUAGUUUAACCUAUUAUUGUACAAAAGCUUAACCCAUAUAGGCACUUAACUUUAAAAAUUGUCAUAUGUGGGUAACUUAGCUUGAAAGAAUGGGCACAUUUGUACACUGAGACGCACCAAUAUAUUUAAGUUUAGAUCAAACUUUUUUAUUAUUGUAUAGAAGACCGUAUGCAUAUACAUGUAUAUAUAGACACUCUUGAGUCUGUUUCAUGAUUAAGUACCAGUUCUUGUGUCUUUGGGAAAAUCAUGUGAAUGCUUCUAGAGUCAGGAUCCUUGUGGUUUGCAACGGGGACAAUUAAAAAUAUUUAUAACUUUUAAGUUUAACUUUUUGUUUAGAGCUAUGGAAUAAUUAUGUAGGAGUUACUUGUAUCAAAGAAGGCUUAAAGAUGUGAAUGACUUUAGGUUGUUUUCUGCACAAUUAUGUUAUUUACAAGAUUUAAAAUAGUGAUGUCAUUUUAAGAUACCAUAUCAUUUUCUACAUGUUUUUCAACAACUGUCUUUAAUACCUGCUUGCUGUAGUCAUUUGUAUGAGAAUCUAGGAAAAUGAUUUUGCGAAUAUUUAUCAAUCCGCUUUAGGCACACUAUUUAGCAUGAAUUUACUCACUUGGUGUAAGUGUUGUUAUUCCAGAAAAUUGUGAUGUUCAAACAGUGUUUUCUUCAGUGCUUUAUUUGUGCUGUUUUUUACAAUUUUUCUGACAUGGAAACCUCUCUUAUUUACCAGACUAAUGAAUUUAAGAUGACAAAUCUAUAGGUUUGUCAGUUUUGCUUUUAUGAAAAUUCAUAACAAAAAGCUGUAAACAGAAUAAUAGUAUUACAUUUAUAUUAUAAAAUGUUUGAAAUAAUACAUUAUUAAUUUAUUUAACGUAUUAACUCACAUAUUCUAAUUCUUUCAAAGCUGUAUAUUAUCUUAUUGUAUUAAAUACAAUGAUUCUGUGAAUUAUACCAUGCAAAUAAACUUGUGUACGUUCAUUUCCUGUAAAUUCAAACUAAAAUACUGGUAUAUUUUUUCACCUGAAUAUAAACCUUUUUUUUUCCAAGAACAUCAAAAUGUUAUUAAUAUUUUAGUUAAUGAUUGCUGCAGUAUUCUUUGAAUUUUUAAUAUACAGUAUAGUAUCAAAAUGUAAUUCAGGUUUUCUUGGACGAUAAUUAUUUUACACAGUUCUGCUACUGAUUUCCUUGUUAGCUGUAUAUGGAACUGGAACUAUACCAUAACUUAUGGUAACCAUGUAAUGUUUGUAUCUUGAAUUAUGUUCAUCUUGCACAUAAAAGAAUAAUGAUACAUACCGUACAUGUACAUUGUGCUAUAAAUGUAUUAUUUAUAUGAGUUAGUUAUUGCUUUGUUCUGGCACAUUGUGUAUUUUGAAUUUGAUCUGUAAAAAUAAAAGUGGGAAGUCCAA